Messenger RNA from Micromonas commoda, 855 nucleotides. Its product is annotated as pre-mrna splicing factor. NCBI's taxonomy places the organism in Eukaryota, Viridiplantae, Chlorophyta, Mamiellophyceae, Mamiellales, Mamiellaceae. The transcript is spliced from 2 exons. The coding region runs from base 1 to 855 and encodes 284 amino acids. The record is from RefSeq and is a predicted model, not a curated record. Gene Ontology annotation, cellular component: precatalytic spliceosome.
AUGGCGAACAGCACAGACCCUUUGGCGCGGAACGUUCGAGGCACUAACCCGCAGAACCUGUUGGAGGCAAUCACGCGAAAAAAGGUGUACGAGACGCUGUACUGGAAAGAGAAGUGCUUCGCAGUCAGUGCAGAGUCACUCGUGGAUCUCGCGAUGGAUUUGAAAACAUGUGGCGGACUGUGCGCGGGAAAGCACAAGGCGUCGGAAUUUCUAUGCUUAACUCUGAAGUUGCUGCAAAUUCAGCCUGAGACGGAGAUCGUGCUUGAGUUCAUCACAAAUGAAAACCACAAAUAUAUCCGGCUUCUUGGUGCAUUUUACUUGCGCCUGGUUGGCAAACCCGUGGAUGUGUAUCGAUAUCUAGAGCCUUUGCUAUAUGACUAUCGAAGGAUACGGUACAAAAAUUCACGAGGUGUCUGCGAAGUGAAGCAUGUUGAUGAGCUAGUGAACGACCUUCUGUGCAAGGAUAACUUCUGCGACGUCGUCUUGCCUCGCAUACCACGUCGCCCAGCCUUGGAAGGUGCCGGUCACUUGAUGCCUAAGACAGGACGGCUCGAUCUUUUCAACAAAACGCUUAUCGUCCGAGACAAUCUCGGGGCAAAUCCAAUUCAUAGGGCAAGUCAGGGAAACGCCAAGCAACGGCCUAUAAGUAAGGCGGAAUGUUCAGGUGCACGCGAUCAUAGUCAAGGUCAUCUAUUACCUGACGAUAAUGAAGAAACUGGUCGCGGUGCAAGCGCCUGGAGCAAUCUUCGUGAUGCAUUCGGUGACCCCUCAUUUGUGAAGAAGGAGAGAAGUGCCAAUGUAGAGAUUGAACCGCGACCGAAAAAGCCCAGAACCAAGAUGCAAAAUGAGAGUUAG